This is a messenger RNA of Dama dama (fallow deer), 1350 nucleotides long. It is a transcript of the gene HS3ST4, whose product is annotated as heparan sulfate-glucosamine 3-sulfotransferase 4. The record is from RefSeq and is a predicted model, not a curated record. Gene Ontology annotation, molecular function: [heparan sulfate]-glucosamine 3-sulfotransferase activity. Lineage: Eukaryota; Metazoa; Chordata; Mammalia; Artiodactyla; Cervidae. The transcript has 2 exons. Bases 1 to 1350 code for a protein of 449 amino acids.
AUGGCCCCGUGGCCCGCACCUCCUCCGCCUCCGCCUCCGCCUCCAUCUCUCGCCGCGCCGCCGCCGCCCGGCGUCUCGGCUAAGGGCCCGCCGGCGCGCAAGCUGCUCUUCAUGUGCACGUUGUCACUGUCCGUCACCUACCUGUGCUACAGUCUCCUGGGCGGCUCGGGCUCCUUGCAAUUCCCCUUGGCGCUGCAGGAGCCGCCGGGCGCCGCCGAGCCCCCGCCACCCUCGCUGCCGCCUCCCCCCGUGCGCCUCGGCGCCCCCUCGCAGCCGCCCGCGCCGCCGCCGCCGCCGGACAACGCGAGCCGUGGGGAGCCGCCCGAGACCCCCAAGCAGCCCGCCGCCCCGGGGGCCGACGGCUGGGGGCUGGCGAGCGGCAGCGGGGGCGCCCGGGACGCCUGGCUCCGGACCCCGCUGACCCCCGGCGAGAUGGGCACGGCGCAGAGCGCGCUGCUGGAGAGGGAAGCGCCGGAGUCCAGCACCACGGACGAGGAGCUCGCAGGCCGGAGGGCGGCCAACGGGAGCAGCAACGCCGUCAGCACCCCCGACUACGGCGAGAAGAAGCUGCCCCAGGCGCUGAUCAUCGGGGUCAAGAAAGGAGGGACCCGCGCGCUGCUGGAGGCAAUCCGAGUGCACCCGGACGUGCGGGCGGUGGGCGUAGAGCCGCACUUCUUCGACCGGAACUACGAGAAGGGGCUGGAGUGGUACAGAAAUGUGAUGCCCAAGACUUUGGAUGGGCAGUUAACCAUGGAGAAGACGCCAAGUUACUUUGUGACAAAUGAGGCUCCCAAACGCAUCCACUCCAUGGCCAAGGACAUCAAACUCAUCGUGGUGGUGAGGAACCCCGUGACCAGGGCCAUCUCCGACUACACCCAGACACUGUCAAAGAAACCCGAAAUCCCCACCUUCGAGGUGCUGGCCUUCAAAAAUCGGACCCUAGGGCUGAUCGACGCCUCCUGGAGCGCCAUUCGAAUAGGAAUCUAUGCUCUGCAUCUGGAAAACUGGCUCCAGUAUUUCCCCCUCUCUCAGAUCCUCUUCGUCAGCGGUGAGCGACUCAUAGUGGACCCCGCCGGGGAAAUGGCCAAAGUACAGGAUUUUCUAGGCCUCAAGCGUGUUGUGACUGAGAAACAUUUCUAUUUCAACAAAACCAAGGGGUUCCCUUGCUUAAAGAAGCCAGAAGACAGCAGUGCCCCCCGGUGCUUAGGCAAGAGCAAGGGUCGGACUCAUCCUCGCAUUGACCCGGAUGUGAUCCACAGACUGCGGAAGUUCUACAAACCCUUCAACAUGAUGUUUUACCAAAUGACUGGUCAAGAUUUCCGGUGGGAACAGGAAGAGGGUGACAAAUGA